CGAUGUCAUAGUCAUACAAUCCCUUAGGUGACGGCUAUCGCUUUCAAGUAAAGUAAAUAAAUAACUUCUAAACAACGAAUAAACGUUAUGAAUUUUCCGAACAAUAUUUAAAAAUAAUUAUUAACCCUAAUUCCGUUGUUACACUACCUAACCAUAAAAAAUCCGCCAAGUAAUAUUAUCAUAAUUAUAACGGUGAAGGAUCCUUUUCGUUGAACUUUUAUGUUAUUUUAUAUCAUCAACAAUCAAUGAAUUUAUAAAGAUAACAUAGUAUUUAAAGGUAUAAUGGAGAAUAGGUACAAAUGCGUCAAUUGUGGCGCCGCAGCCGGCGCUUUGUAUCGAACGUAUGGACCUUCUGUAUUGAAACUUACAAAGUGUGACACUUGUAAAGGAUUAGUGGACAAAUAUAUAGAAUAUGACUCGGUCAUAGUCAUGAUUGACCUGGUGCUGAUGUCCAAAGCAGCACAGAGACAUAUCAUUUACAAUACAGAUUUUAAGAUAUAUUGGAAGCUGUUCAUCAUCCUCAUGAUGUUGGAGACUUAUGGAGUGUGGAAGAACGACAGCCUUUUUAACAUCGUGGUCACCACAGUGUGUGACAUUAGAAAUAAAUAUACACUUAAUACAACCCACAUUAGCCUACCGAUAGAUUUCAGUUUACCUGAAUCAUACCAAAGCAAAUGUCGAGGGUGGGAGAUCGAAGACAGAGAUGCUGUAGACCUCUUCAUAUGGGAGAAGAACUUUUAUAUACAAUUUAUAUCUACUUUCAUUGGCAUUGUGAUAUUUAUUGUAUCAGUACACGUCACUAUGAGUAUUUUAAGGAAAUCUAACUAUGAAGUGUCCAUUAAACGUAUUAUACAGUGUUUCUCGUUAUCUCAAACGAGUCUUCUGUUGACGUUGCCUAUGUUGGUAUGGGGCCACACGGACACACCGCACACCAGGUUGUUGCAUUAUACCUUAGUGUUUGGAUACAGCCUCGUGUUAUAUUACAAUGUGUUCUACGUGCUUUAUCAAGGACCUAAGAUAUUUAUCGUUGUAGCGCUUUUAAUGAGCAACUGCCUCAAAUACCUGGCAACGUUCCAUGCUACACCCAUGAUACGACAACUAUUGAAGUGAUUCUGUAUUAUAUGUUGAUAUAAGUCAAUAAUAUAUUAAACUAUUUAAAUAA
Messenger RNA from Danaus plexippus (monarch butterfly), 1162 nucleotides. RefSeq names its product protein ARV1 (gene Arv1). Gene Ontology annotation, cellular component: Golgi apparatus; cortical endoplasmic reticulum. The record is from RefSeq and is a predicted model, not a curated record. Bases 283 to 1110 code for a protein of 275 amino acids. The transcript is spliced from 7 exons. Gene Ontology annotation, biological process: intracellular sterol transport; sphingolipid metabolic process; regulation of plasma membrane sterol distribution. NCBI's taxonomy places the organism in Eukaryota, Metazoa, Arthropoda, Insecta, Lepidoptera, Nymphalidae.